UAUAAAAGAAUAUUAACAAAACAUUUUAUAUACGAGUCUUAAUUUUGAAUACAAUCUGCCAAGAUGUCUCAACUGAUCAUUCUGUUCAUAAGCAGUUUUCUUGUAGUUGCAACCUACGGAGAACGAGUAACUCCUGCCCCAAUAACCUGCAAAACGAACGAAGUUUACCUACCCCAAGGAAAGGCACCAAACUGUGAUACUGUUUGCAGCACAUUAGGAGACAUUUGCAAUGUAAAAAACGUAUGGGCUCCAUUUGGUUGUUAUUGUAUCAAAGGUUAUGCUAGAAAUGCUAACAAUAUUUGCAUACCAAUUCGAAAAUGUCCACCAAAACCAAUAAAAUCUACUACAAUUAAACCAACUACAACAGUGAAACCAGCACCAGCAUCCACAAACGUAUGCAAAAUCAAUGAAAAAUGGAUGGAUAAAGGUAAAGAUUGUGAUACUGUUUGCAGUGAAUUGGGAGAACCAUGUUAUACAAAUUGGUUUGUUCAACCAUCUGGUUGUUACUGUGAAGAUGGUUAUGCUAGAGAUGGAAACAAUGCUUGUAUUUUAAUAAACCAAUGCCCACCAAAGGCUUUAAAUAAUAAUGUUACAUUGAAAUAAAGUAAUUAAAUAUU
This is a messenger RNA of Episyrphus balteatus (marmalade hoverfly), 617 nucleotides long. Its product is annotated as inducible metalloproteinase inhibitor protein-like. NCBI's taxonomy places the organism in Eukaryota, Metazoa, Arthropoda, Insecta, Diptera, Syrphidae. The coding region runs from base 64 to 603 and encodes 179 amino acids. The transcript is spliced from 3 exons. The record is from RefSeq and is a predicted model, not a curated record.